Messenger RNA from Zootermopsis nevadensis, 1743 nucleotides. The record is from RefSeq and is a predicted model, not a curated record. NCBI's taxonomy places the organism in Eukaryota, Metazoa, Arthropoda, Insecta, Blattodea, Termopsidae.
AUAGAGGCUUUAUUGUGAUUUGCUUAAUAUUUUCACACCUACAGACAUUUGCAGACUCUGUGCUGGGUGUAAUGUCGUGGAUCAUGCCUGUUAUGGUGGCUGCGUCUAUAUUUGGAGGUCUGAGUGUCCACAUCAUGACUUCUUCCAGAAUGUGCUUUGUUGGAGCGAGGUAUGGCCAUUUCCCUGCCAUGCUUUCUCAUAUCAGCAUUGAGAAGUUUACACCUACUCCGUCUUUAGUAUUUCUGAAUAUUUUGUCGCUGGUGAUGCUGAGUACCAGUGACAUCUAUUUGCUCAUCACGUACUCAAGUAUUGUUGAAUCAGUUUUCAUCAUGCUGUCAGUCACAGGUAUUCUGUGGUUACGGUGGAAACGACCUAACAUGGUCAGACCAAUUAAGGUGUCACUAUGGGUACCUGCAGUUUUCUUGAUAGUGUGCUUGUUUCUUGUGAUCGUUCUGUGCUAUGCACGGCCGUUCGAAGUUAUUAUGGGAGCGGUUAUCACAUUGACAGGCCUGCCUGCUUUCUGGGUUGGCGUCAUGUGGCAGAAUAAACCACUUUGGUUUCGGAAUAUGUUCUGUACCGUGACAUGCAGUGUACAGAAACUGUUCUUAUCUGCAAAAGAAGAAUAACUUUACUUGUCAGUUGGGCAGAAACAUUGUAGCCGUCAACUGUCUGCUGCUGGAAUUAGAUAAAAUUUCAGCUGUAACUAAGAAAAUUUCAUAUUCUGCCUUUACUCUGAAUUGACUUGCCUCUGCUGCUUUUUAAGCAGAAUAUUACCAUAAGAUUUGAUGACUAGUGAAAAGACCAGUUUUUUUAUGCUAGCGUUUUACAGAGUUUGGUAACUGGUUUGACCUUGAAGAUGAAGGCAUUGUUUUCCUCUGACAUGUUGGUAACCACCUGGUUUGGUGGAAAGUUUUGAAGGCAUGAUCUGAUAAGUUAAUUUAUGUUGGUGAUAGUUUAUUACAUUUGACCAAAAAUUUACAGUGACUCAUGUUGCUUGAUUCAAAGGACCAAUUACAUUCGUGUUGAUGUGAUUGUGAGAUUUGAGGUUAAAAUCGUCAUACUCACCGCUGUGAAAACCUCAAAUCAUUCGUGAAUACAGUAGUCUGAAGUAUCAUUUUGUUGAAGAAAAUGCAGUGUGGAAGUUUUUUUUUUUUUAAUAAAACCAUUUCUUAUUUUGUGCAGAAACAUUUGUAAUGUUUGAUAAAUGAUUUAAGAUUGCAAAAUGAUACUGUAUGUUUUUUUUUUUGGUUCCUGUUGUAAAAUGUUCAGACAUUGCUUAGAACUUUACUUGAAUUAUUUGCUAAAUAUUACAAAAUGCUUACGAUUUGUUAGUUUCAUGCACUUUAUGCUUUUCCAGUUUUCAUUGUUUUUUAAUCAGUUGCCAUAAAAGUAGUUGUUUUGUCUUAGGACGGCAGGACAGAGGAAUGACGGUUGCUCUCCGUUUACUGAGAUCUGUUUGUGAUUUUGAUAGGGUAAAGUUUAUCAUUAAAUUAUUGCUAUUGUUUUUUUUUUAGAAUUUUUCACUUUUGUUUAUGAAAUGUUUUUUAUUCUUGUUGCCACACUGCAUUGUAAGUUAAGUUUUACUUUUUGUACUUGGUUAUAAGUUUGUGCCAUAAUUAUUUCUGCCGUUGGGAGUUUCUUGCCUUGUACAUGACUACAUUCAUCAUUUACAUUGAUGCUUGAAUGACCAUUUUGUGGAUACUGAACAUUAUUUUGUGUGAAAUAUAUUAAUUAUUUGUUGUA